Molecule: messenger RNA, 1299 nt
Organism: Geodia barretti
Lineage: Eukaryota; Metazoa; Porifera; Demospongiae; Tetractinellida; Geodiidae
Source: the annotation of a GenBank genome assembly
UGGAUGGAGAGUGCACAAUAUGUGAAUGAUGGCUGGAUGAGCUGCGACGCUGAAGUUGUCUGCCGGCAGCUCGGGUUCCUUCGCCUACGGAGCCGAGGCUGUUUGUCUAGCGCUCAGUUUUGGGCAGUGUACAGGCCAAUAUACUUGAUUAUGUGGGGUGCAAUGGACUGGAGCUGUAUAUAACAGACUGCCCCAACAUUGGCUACUUCCCAGCACUACUGUAGCCAUUAUGAGGAUGCCGGUGUCACUUGCACACCUCGCAAUGUGAACGAUGAGUUCACAAACCCCAUCCGCCUCGUCGUCAACGGAAAUGAGACUGGCGUGAACGAGGGAACCAUCCAGAUCUUCUACAACGGGACUUGGGGCACCGUAUGUGACGACUACUGGGGUUUUUCAGAGGCCGAGGUGGCCUGCCACAUGCUGGGAUUCUCAGACGCCAUCAGAGCCUAUUCCAGUGCCUACUUUGGCCCUGCACCGGGUGACAUCCUCCUGGACAACAUGAGAUGUGCUGGGACAGAGCACGAGCUGAUAGAGUGCUCCCACAACGGAGUCUUCAAUCAUGACUGUUCUCAUGAGGAAGAUGCUGGAGUCUCCUGUACAAACUACACGACGUCUGAGCAUCCUGUUCGUCUGGUGGGUGGAAAUGGCCCUAACGAAGGUCGGGUAGAAAUCUACAACCUGGGACAGUGGGGAACUGUCUGUGACGAUGGCUGGACUGUCACUGUUGCAAACGUGGUAUGUGUGCAGCUGGGCUAUGCUGGAGCCAACAGGGCCACAGUCAGAGCAGAGUUUGGACGGGGAACUGGAACCAUCUGGCUGGACAAUGUCGCCUGUACUGGUCUGGAGACUGCACUAGAUUUGUGUGCUAGUAAUGGUUGGGGCAAUCAUGAUUGCAGUCACUAUGAAGAUGCAGGGGCUGAGUGUGAGGGAGAGGUGCUCCCUAUCAGGCUACGGGUGGCUCCACUGAUAUGGAGGGGAGAGUGGAGGUCUAUUACAACGGGACGUGGGGCACAGUGUGUGACGACUACUGGGACCUCAGUGAUGCAACAGUCGUCUGCCGUCAGUUGGGAUAUGAUGUGGCCGUCAGUGCCGAGAGUUUUGCCACUUUUGGACAAGGACAAGGUCCGAUCUGGCUGGAUGAUGUGGCCUGUGUUGGCACGGAGAGCUCUCUCUCUGAGUGCUCCAACUUGGGUUAUGGUGUCCACAACUGUCGCCACUACAAAGACGCUGGUGUCCGAUGCUCAAAUGAUGUGCGCCGUCCGCCCCCAGAGACCCACCGAGAUAUGGAGGAAGCAGUGA